AUCAAGAUCAACAAAUAGCUGCACAAGUGAGUGAUUGAGGCCACCGAGGAAGAAAUCUGGCAUAGUAAUAAGAAUGUAGCUCUUAAGUCCGACAACCCUGUCUGCAUCCAGGAUUCUCCGUUUGUCAACACCACCGUGGUUUCCGUGUAUCACAACAACUGUGACUUUGCAGCUCCUCCCACAAAGAGAUCGCAGCGGCGAUGCUGACCAGGACGUCAAGGCUCGUCUCCGGGGCCCGGCGGUUGGACCCUGGACGACUUUUGCACGCGGGGUCCCAGGCCCCCCAAAGCCUUGCCGCUCCCCUGGACAACCAGGCCCCAGAUGAUAGUCCCAGAGCAGUUUCCCGCACCAGUGAGAAGGACCCGGCCAGGCAUGGGGAGCAGCAUGAAGGUCUCCACUACAACAUCCCCCUCCAGGACAUGAGGACCCUGUUCCCCCACAGCCUGCCUCCUCGCUUUUCCAUGCAGGUGAAAACAUUCAGUGAAGCUUGUCUGAUGGUAAGGAAGCCAGCCCUGGAGCUUCUGCAUUACCUGAAAAACACCAAUUUUGCCCACCCUGCUGUGCGGUAUGUUCUCUAUGGGGAGAAAGGGACAGGAAAAACCCUCAGUCUUUGCCACGUUAUUCAUUUCUGUGCAAAGCAGGACUGGCUUAUCCUGCACGUUCCGGAUGCUCAUCUCUGGGUGAAGAGCUGCCGGAGUCUUCUGCCCUCCACCUACAACAAGCAGCGUUUGGACCAACCUGCAGAAGCUUCCAUCUGGCUGAAGAAUUUCAAAACUACAAAUGAGCGUUUCUUGAGUCAGAUAAAAGUUCAAGAGAAGUAUGUCUGGAAUAAGCGAGAGAGCACGGAGAAAGGCAGCCCUCUGGGAGAGGUGGUGGAACAGGGCAUCAUGCGGGUGAAGAACGCCACGGAUGCAGUCGGGGUUGUUCUCAGAGAGCUCAAGGGUCAGAGUUCUUUGGGCGGGUUUCGCCUCCUGGUGGCAGUGGAUGGAGUCAACGCUCUCUGGGGAAAGACCACACUGAAAAGAGAAGAUAAAAGCCUGGUGGCCCCCGAGGAGCUUGCACUCGUGCACAACCUGAGGAAAAUGGUGAAAAACGACUGGCAUGGAGGCACCAUCGUGCUGACUUUGAGCCAGACUGGAUCCCUCUUCAAGCCGCGGAAGGCCUAUCUGCCUCAGGAGCUGCUGGGAAAGGAGGGAUUUGAUGCCUUGGAUCCCUUUAUUCCCAUCCUGGUUUCCAACUACAGCCCGAAGGAGUUUGAAAGUUGUAUUCAGUAUUAUCUGGAGAACAGUUGGCUUCAACAUGAGAAAGCUCACACAGAAGAAGGGAAAAAGGAGCUUCUGUUCCUGAGUAACGCAAACCCUGGACAGCUGGAGCGGCUGUGCGCCCACCUUUGAGCCACGGUCACGACGCGCGUGGACGACAGUGGACGUUUCCUUUCACAGACCCCGUCGGGUGGGGGGGCCACACGGUCCACGGACAGAGGCCCCUGUGCCGCAGCGGCUCCCCCGUGAAGUGACCAUGUGGCAGUAAGGUGUCCUCUUGUUCCCGAAACUCGUGAGAGCUUGUCAGGGGUGGUUUUCGUAUCGCAAGUAAUUAUGGAUCUGUCCUUAAAAAUAAAUGAUCCUUCUUAAA
Acinonyx jubatus (cheetah) is the source of this 1632-nucleotide messenger RNA. RefSeq names its product death associated protein 3 (gene DAP3). The coding region runs from base 201 to 1394 and encodes 397 amino acids. Lineage: Eukaryota; Metazoa; Chordata; Mammalia; Carnivora; Felidae. Gene Ontology annotation, biological process: apoptotic process. Gene Ontology annotation, cellular component: mitochondrial small ribosomal subunit; mitochondrial ribosome. The transcript has 13 exons. Gene Ontology annotation, molecular function: structural constituent of ribosome. The record is from RefSeq and is a predicted model, not a curated record.